Molecule: messenger RNA, 1008 nt
Organism: Cajanus cajan (pigeon pea)
Lineage: Eukaryota; Viridiplantae; Streptophyta; Magnoliopsida; Fabales; Fabaceae
Product: nitrobindin heme-binding domain protein
Source: RefSeq, a predicted model, not a curated record
AUACAAAGGUGAACAAAAGACAGUUCAAGUCACAACUCACAACAAUAAACCCAAAGAGCACCAUUUCGGAUUGCACAAUACAGUCGCAAACAUUUUCAAAAAAAAAAAAAUGGAUGCAAAAACAGAGUCUCCGGCGCCGGAAACAUCGCAGCCGGCGAUUCACCCGGCAGUGGCACCACUCUCCUUUCUUCUGGGCACAUGGAGAGGCCAAGGAGAAGGAGGCUUCCCCACCAUACAUUCCUUCUCCUAUGGCGAAGAGCUUCACUUCUCCCAUUCUCCCAACAAGCCCGUGAUAGGGUACAGUCAGAAGACAUGGAAACUCAUCUCUGGAGAGCCUAUGCACGCUGAGAGUGGAUACUGGCGUCCUAAACCUGAUGGCACCAUUGAAGUUGUGAUUGCUCAAAGCACCGGUCUUGUGGAAGUUCAGAAAGGGACAUUCAGUGCUGAAGAAAAAGUGAUACAGCUUCAGAGUGAAAUGGUGGGGAAUGCUUCUAAGGUUAAAGAGAUAAGAAGAUGUUUCCAGCUGGUUGAUGGGAAACUUUGUUAUGACAUUCAGAUGGCUACCAAUACAAUAACCCUUCAACCACACUUGAAAGCAGCACUAAAGAAGCUCUGAAGCAAACAUAUUCUCCAAUUAGGAUAUGUACAUCAGCAUUAUGAACCCAUCCAAAGUGACUCUUUUUUAACAGCAACUUAGGCCAUGGCACAGGGUUUUGUAUGCAAGGUUCUGUGUAUGACAUGUUCACACAACUCUUAAUUUCAAGAGCUAAUGGUUGAAGAACCCGACAUGACUUAAUUUUAUUGGAAGCAGACAAGAAGGAAAUAUUGUGUUUCUCCUUUUGUAAAUCACAAUAUAUGCUUGAUUUUAAUUUCCUUUUUUUUGUAUAAGUGAUUUUAAUUUAUUUGUUUGAAGCUAUUGUGGUGCAGUAACUACAAGUAAAAUUUGAUGUUUGUUAUGCUCAAAGUGAAAUUGUAUUUCCUCUUUACCAUCUAUUUUUGAUGAAACUG